GGGAUGUGUGAGGAUUUGUGUAUAGCCAGUCGGUGUGAGGAGUGAGAUGAAUGGACUGAAGGAUGCAGUGAGUGGAUGUAUGCGAUUCGUUCGAUGCCAGCAAGGCAGGACAGCAGGCAGGCACCGAGAUGAACGAAUGACUUGACUUGAACCACGUGAUGAGUCAGUCACUGACACCCAGAAAGCCAUGUGAGCAAAUCGGCAUCAUGAGUUGGUCCGUCAGUCAGUCAGUAAUUCAAUCGGUCGGUCGGUCGGUCAUCGAGCUACUUGUCCCAUCAGUCAGUGUGUGUACACACAGCAAAGGAAGAGAAGCACAUCAGAUCAGAUCAGAGACGCUGCAGGUCUGGCGCUUUCGGCAAAGCCCUCUGCAUCACACACACAUACGCCACCAACACCAGACAGAAAGGCGCACACGUUGGUCAAUUAUACGCCUGGGUGGAUGAGUGCGUGGCUUCCUCCUCCCUCCGUCCGUCACCUGUAGUUGCCCUAUGGGGUCGUAUAUCUCGCACCAGUAGGUCUUCUCGCUGUGCCUGUCGUAGGCCACGCGCACAUCCCCGCCCUCCCCCUUCUCGCACCGAAAGAACACGUUCGUCCCGAUGGUCUCCCUCUCAGUCGCAUACAUUCGGAACGGACAGGCCUCACCCGCCUCCAUCCGCAGGCACAUGCAUGGCUUCUCCUCCAUCAGCUGAUAGGGGUCUCCGUACUUGCCACCCAGCAGCGCCUCGGGCGGCGCCGGGGGGUACUUGUCGACGGCCUCGAUGGUGUUGAUUUUGCCGCCCAUCUUGAAGAAGACGCUGCGGACGAACUCAGGGAACUCCAUGAAGACUAUCUCCUCCUCCUCAGUGUAGUCAGACGAGCUGCUGGCCGCUGCUGCUGCCGAUGUUGAUGCUGCUGCUGCUGCGGCUGCUGCUGCCGCUGCCGGUGUGGGAGAGGAAGUGUCAUUGGAUAUGUCCAUCGGGGAUGGACCAGAGCCUGCGGUGUCGGCUCUUGCCGAUGACCCAGAGGCCUGAGGCUGUUGCUGCUGUGGCACAGCGGCCGCACUCCAAUCGAUGGGCACGUCCUCACUCAUGUCAAUCAGAAAGCAGACCGAUGUGCCUCACCUGCCUGUCACUGCC
Vitrella brassicaformis is the source of this 1115-nucleotide messenger RNA. Lineage: Eukaryota; Vitrellaceae. The record is from the annotation of a GenBank genome assembly.